This is a messenger RNA of Musa acuminata subsp. malaccensis (wild Malaysian banana), 2746 nucleotides long. Its product is annotated as arginine decarboxylase. Lineage: Eukaryota; Viridiplantae; Streptophyta; Magnoliopsida; Zingiberales; Musaceae. Gene Ontology annotation, molecular function: arginine decarboxylase activity. Gene Ontology annotation, biological process: spermidine biosynthetic process; L-arginine catabolic process. The record is from RefSeq and is a predicted model, not a curated record.
UGCCUCCCUUGAUCCGUGGUUGCGGACGGAUCGGCGGUGAGUGGUGCUGUGGAUCUCUGCCUUGCUCCGACGCUUGCGUGCCCUUCGAUCUUUGAUCGGUUUCUUCUCCUCCGCCGUCUUCUGAAGGGCCGGCGUGGGGAUUCCGGGAUCGUCUGAGGGUGCGCUAGGUUUCUUAUUCUCCGUACCCGAUCCUUCUUGCUUCGUUUGGGGGGGUGGCCGGGGCUCCGGCCUCGGCGGCUUGCAAAGCCCCCAUCCUGACAUAGAGAUCUGAGGAAGUAGGGCUUUCCCCUUUGUUUGUGGCCGCGACCGGGGAGAGAUGCCGGCCUUGGCGUGCGUAGAAGCCGCAGCGCCCCAUCCUGGCUACGGCUUCGAGUGGGACGGCGCUCUUCCAGCGCCGGGUGCGUACCCCCGCGGUGCUUCGACGACGGAGGGCGGUGGCGACCUGACCGCUGCAGAGUACCCCUCCCCCUGGUCUACCGACCUUUCCGCCGCACUCUACCGUAUUGACGGAUGGGGCGCGCCUUAUUUCUGUGUCAACGCUGCCGGCGACAUCGCCGUCCGCUCCUACGGUGCCGCCACCGUCUCCCACCAGGAGAUAGACCUGAUGAAGGUGGUGAAGAAGGCAUCCGACCCCAAGGCCGCUGGCGGGCUCGGCCUCCGCCUCCCGCUGCUCGUCCGCUUUCCCGACAUCCUGAAGCACCGUCUGGAGUCCCUGCAUGCCGCCUUUGACUUUGCUAUCCGGUCCAACAGCUAUGGUGCCUGCUACCAGGGCGUCUAUCCAGUCAAGUGCAACCAGGAUCGGUAUAUCGUGGAGGACAUCAUGGAGUUUGGGUUGCCGUUCGACUUCGGCCUCGAGGCCGGAUCGAAAGCCGAGCUCCUCCUUGCCAUGAGCUGCCUCACGAGGGCGAGCCGGAAGGCAUUGCUUAUCUGCAAUGGGUUCAAGGACGAAGAGUACAUUGCUCUCGCCGUCGUAGCCCGGAGAAUGGAUAUGAACACGGUGAUUGUUCUGGAGCAGGCGGAGGAGCUCGACACGGUGGUCGAGACCAGUCAGAGGCUCGGCAUCCGGCCAGUGAUUGGUCUUCGGGCCAAGCUUCGCACCAAACAUUCUGGUCAUUUCGGGGCCACCUCCGGCGAGAAGGGCAAGUUCGGGCUGACCACCGCCCAGAUUCUAUCUGUUGCUCAGAAGCUCCAGCGCCUCCAGAUGCUCGAUUGUCUCCAGCUUCUGCAUUUUCAUAUUGGCUCUCAGAUUCCAUCCACGGCGCUGCUCUCCGAUGGGGUUGGCGAGGCUGCUCAAAUCUAUUGCGAGCUCGCGAGGCUAGGAGCCGCGAUGCGUGUCAUCGACGUCGGCGGUGGGCUCGGCAUUGAUUACGAUGGCUCUCGAUCUGGUGGAUCGGACAUGUCGGUUGGCUACGGCCUCCAUGACUAUGCCAGCGCUGUAGUUCGGGCGGUGAUGUUCGCCUGUGACAGGAAGCAUGUGCGUCACCCGAUCAUUUGCAGCGAGAGCGGUCGGGCUCUCGUGUCUCACCACUCGGUGCUUAUCUUUGAAGCGGUGUCAUCCACUACAACCAAGGCCGAGCCACUGUCGUCCAUCGGCCCCAACUUUGCGUCCCUUCUGGAGGAGCUUGCGGAUGAUGCUCGUUCUGAUUACCACAACUUGAGGGCGGCUGCCUACCUCGGCGAGUACGAGACCUGUGCUCUGUAUGCUGAUCAGUUGAAGCGGACGUCCAUCGACCAUUUUAAGGACGGCAUGCUUGGCCUCGAGCAUCUGGCGGCUGUUGAUGGUCUCUGCGAGCUGGUUGCGCAGGAGCUGGGGGUUGCUGAUCCGGUGAAGACGUACCAUGUCAACCUCUCAAUUUUCACCUCGAUGCCUGAUUUCUGGGCUAUUGGACAGCUCUUCCCUAUAAUCCCAAUCCAUCAUCUCGACCAGCGGCCAGGAGUUAAGGGGAUUCUAUCUGACCUGACAUGCGACAGCGACGGGAAGGUCGACCGGUUCAUCGGCGGGCAGUCGAGCCUCCCAUUGCAUGAGCUCGGGAGAGGAGGUGUAGGGGGUGGCGGAUACUACCUGGGGAUGUUUCUUGGCGGGGCUUACCAGGAGGCGCUCGGGGGGCUGCAUAACCUGUUCGGGGGGCCGAGCGUUGUGCGGGUGUCGCAGAGCGAGGGCCCGCACGGCUUCGCGGUGACGCUGGCGGCGCCUGGCCCCUCGUGCGCGGACGUCCUGCGAGCGAUGCAGCAUGAGCCGGAAGUGAUGUUCGAGUCGCUCAAGCACCGCGCGGAGGAGUGCUCGGCCGGGGACGCCGUGUCGUGCGCCGUCGCCCGCGCCUUUGACUCCAUGCCGUACUUGGUCCACUCCCGCGCCGACCCUGUCUGCGCUAGCGACGGGGAUCGCACGGAUGGGAUGGGCGGCGACUCGGAAGGAUGCGGCUGCUGCGUGUGCGGCGAGGAGGAAGGCGAGGAGUGGACGUUCAUGCGGUGCUUGAGCGUGUGAAGGGGGCUUGGCGGACAAGGUGAUGGUGAUGUCCUCUGCCCUCUCGAGAGUAGAGAAGGCGGGGGCGCAUCCUCGUUUUAUUGUUGCUGCUGCAGCUGCUUUUUUAUUCGAUCCAAAUUAAGAGGUGCCUGACUUGUAUUAGGUAUGAGCAUCUAGCUUUCUGCUGUUUCUGCUUUCCGCAGCCCUGUUAGACUUGGUUUUGUUUUGGUGGGGGACACUGUUGGUUUUAUUCGAGCCAUUCUAUGGAUUUGAAGGACCCAA